UAUCUUGCAAAUAGUUGUUUGCUAGCCUGUGUGAUAAAAAUCAAGAUAUGGCUCUAUCAGGAAAGUUAAUCGGUUACGUUGAGAUCAGUAAAAACGGUGAUUUCUUCCACGAUCUCUUUAGGCACAACCCGCACAAGAUGUUUGCAAUAGCUCCAGACAGGGCUCAUGACUGUGAGUUGCAUGAGGGUGAUAGAGGGGCUGUUGGAUCAGUCAUCACUUGGCACUACACUGAAGGGGGAAAGAGGAAAAUAUCGAAGCAGAUAAUUGAGUACGCCAACGAGGAAAACCACAUGAUUGUGUUCAAUGUAAUCGGAGGGGAGCUUGCGGAGAUAUACAAGAGCUUUAAAAUCACUUUGCAUGUUGAACCAAAGGGUGAUGGGAAGGUUGGUUUGAUGCUUAGAGGAAUGGGAUUUGGUAAACAUACAUCUAUAUUCCUAGCUUCCGGAAAAAUAUACGAUUCCGAGAGAUACAUGGCUCCACUUCUUGAAAUGUUUCCUCUUUUACAAACAAAAGAGAUGCUUGCAUCUGCUGAGGAACUUGCUCCGUUUAAGAACUAUUCUUCUAGGAUGGCAGCUAUCGAUUAUACCGUCUGUCUCCAUAGUGAAGUAUUUGUUACAACUCAAGGUGGAAACUUUCCUCAUCUUUUGUUGGGUCAUAGAAGAUAUCUGUUUAAUGGGCAUUCAAAGACAAUCAAGCCUGACAAACGCAAGUUGGCAGUCUAUUUCGAUAACCCAAAAAUCGGGUGGAAAACAUUCAAAAGGCACAUGUUAAGCAUGCGGGCCCAUAGCGACGCGAAAGGAAUUGAACUGAAAAGGCCAAACGACUCGAUAUAUUCAUUCCCAUGUCCAAAUUGCAUGUGCCGUACAAAUAAAACCGAUGAUUCAAGAAAGACACCCAAACCAUGAUUCUGCGAGUCAACCCAAGUCAAACGGGUUUCCCUUGACCCGGGCUGCAAUUCUCGAUGCACAUUCUGUGAGCUAACUUUGAAAAUUCUUUAUUUUUUUCCUCCACUAAGCUUGAAUAAUCAGCAUCUGGAGCUCAACAAUGAUGAAGAAAGACGAAAGUUGAAUGAUUACAUUGGCUAUAAAGAAAAAAGAAAAAAAAAAGUCGAGAUAUUUUUGGAGUUUUAUAUUCUUCAUGCAGAUGCUGUAUUGAACAAGCUGGAUUGCAAAUAUGAUGUUAGUUUGUGUA
Molecule: messenger RNA, 1191 nt
Organism: Helianthus annuus (common sunflower)
Lineage: Eukaryota; Viridiplantae; Streptophyta; Magnoliopsida; Asterales; Asteraceae
Product: protein ESMERALDA 1-like
Exons: 5
Coding region: 48-905 (285 amino acids)
Biological process (GO): defense response
Source: RefSeq, a predicted model, not a curated record